Octopus bimaculoides (California two-spot octopus) is the source of this 1889-nucleotide messenger RNA. Its product is annotated as NF-kappa-B inhibitor alpha. Lineage: Eukaryota; Metazoa; Mollusca; Cephalopoda; Octopoda; Octopodidae. Gene Ontology annotation, cellular component: cytosol. Gene Ontology annotation, molecular function: NF-kappaB binding. The record is from RefSeq and is a predicted model, not a curated record. Gene Ontology annotation, biological process: cellular response to tumor necrosis factor.
AUAAAAAGCAAAUCUGUCGUUUUCAUAAUCAUUGCUGUACCAGAAAGACAGUAGAAAAAUCAUUACGCACGCCUUAUAGGACUUAAUUCAGGACUGGUUUAUUAACCUACUUUACUGCACUUUUUAUUUUGCAGUCUGUGUAUUUUAUAUCGUAUACAGGUUUGCUGCAGAUUUCUAUCUUUUCACAAUUAGUUUUUCGUGGUUUGGCCUAAUUUCUAUUCAAUCAUGGAUUGCGCCGAGGUGGAACUACGAGAUGACAUUCUUCGUCUUGAGAGAAACUUCAAGAAAAUAAAUGUCGACUCUCAGUCAUUCGAUUCUGCUUACUGUAGCAAUUAUUCUGCAUCUUCAAGCGGUUCGGUGGACAUAGAAGAAAGACCAUCAUCGGGGAAUUCAUGUAACGAAUUCCCCAAGUCUGACUUGGCUGCUAUCCCUGAGACUGGCGACUGUAAAGAAUUUAUCCAGGCCUCAGUUUGUAAACCAACAUCUGAAGCUAAACCACCUUCAUCAAUAUCAACAUCAUCUACUAUUAUCGCUCAUGAUGAACAGGACGAUGGAUUUUUUACUCAGUCUAACGUUGAUGACUUAUAUAAUCAAGAUGAAGACGGAGAUUCAGUUUUGCACAUGGCUAUUAUUGAAUGUGACGCCAAUCUAGCAGAAUACUACAUAAUAAAUGUCAGAAUGUCGUCUUGCAGUUAUUUACUUGACUUACAGAACAACCUUUUCCAGACACCCCUCCACUUGGCUGUUGUUACUAAACAGUAUAAUAUCGUUGAUCUAUUGGUCAGAAAUGGAGCGUCGGUCGAUAUUAGAGACAAUAAUGGCAAUACUCCCUUACAUGUAGCUUGUCGGGAUGGAGACUUUGAAUGUGUUAAAAUGUUGCUUGGUGCCAAGAAUAUUAAAAAGUCACUGAAUAUGCUUAAUUAUGACGGUUUGACAAGUCUUCAUCUUGCUGCUCUCCGUAAACCAUAUCCUACUGUCAGUAUUUUGCUUUAUGCUGGUGCCAAUAUCAAUACACAGGAUGGAAAAAGUGGUCGAACUAUUCUUCAUUAUGCUGUUGAAUCAAAUGAUAAAAUUUUAGUCUAUCAACUCUUCAAGUACCCAGAACUAAAUAUUAAUGCUGUAACAUUUGGUGGUGUGACAGCAUAUUGCCUUGCUGAUGAUCAAAACAAUGAAUUGAUGAAAAACAUAUUGAGAACAAAUGGUGCUUCUUUAUUUCAUAGAGACAGCAGUUCAGAGGACUCAGAUGACGAAAUGUUCUUAUCUGGUGAUGUACAUAUGGACUAUCAGCCUUCAUAAUGGAUACCGUCUUGUGUGUGCUAAGAAUAAACUAUUCCAAUCUACGAUGAUGCCGCCACAAGAAGCUGUUGGAGACUUACAGGCAUCAAAGGGUUACUUCCAUGAAGUCUGCCACCUUAGAUGAACAUAAUCAUAAAUGAUGCUGAAGCAAAGGUUGAAAGCCCUGCUGAAGGAUGUGCAGAAGUAGUAAAACUCAUGGAGACAAACUUGCACACAAUCUCAUUUAUUCAAACUCGUGUACAGCACCAUAUUAUGGAACUUGUAUGGAAUCAUUGGUUGUGGUUGUGUGUGUGUGUGUGUGUGUGUGUUACACCAAAAUAAGGCACUGCUGAGUGGUAACUUUGGACCAAUUUUUCACUCAGCUUCUCUUGAAGCUGAAUAAAAUGACUGAGGUACAGAAAAAUGGAAGUUUUCUUUCCUUGUAAGAACAUUUUGGCAAAUAUAGUUUCGAUUCCAUCAAAUUUUGGACAAUUUGAUAUUUGCCAUGAACACCCAGUUUCUUUGGAGCUUUUAAACUUGCCAAAGAAGUGUUCUUUCAAGGAUGUUAUUUAUUUAUUUAUUUGUAUAGUAAAAUAAAUUAUUUUUAUAAUGAA